Anopheles cruzii is the source of this 814-nucleotide messenger RNA. RefSeq names its product NAD(P)H-hydrate epimerase (gene Naxe). The transcript is spliced from 2 exons. The record is from RefSeq and is a predicted model, not a curated record. Gene Ontology annotation, molecular function: NAD(P)HX epimerase activity. Gene Ontology annotation, cellular component: mitochondrion. Bases 121 to 813 code for a protein of 230 amino acids. NCBI's taxonomy places the organism in Eukaryota, Metazoa, Arthropoda, Insecta, Diptera, Culicidae.
AGUAAAAACGGUAUGAUCCGCAAGUGCAAUGGUAAUGUGAAUAUUGAUAUCUAUUAGUUUUGCUUCGUAUAUUCUCAGUGCUCUGCCGGUUUAAGAACGACGCGACUUUGUUUGGCCACAAUGAAGUACCUCAACCAACAAGAGGCUAUCGCAAUUGACGAGGAAUUGUUCAAUGAUUACAAGUUUAGUGUUGAUCAGUUGAUGGAGUUGGCUGGUUUAAGUUGUGCCCAUGUUAUCGCCGAUGCUUACACGCCCAACAGCUUAAAAAGCAACAAAGUACUUGUUUGUUGUGGUCCGGGUAAUAAUGGAGGCGAUGGAUUGGUGGCUGCUAGACAUCUUUCUCUGAUGGGCUACGAUCCUUACGUGUACUAUCCGAAGAGAACCGAAAAAUGUUUAUUUAUGAAUUUACAACAUCAGGCAGAGUCGAUGGGAAUCGUUGUUAGCGCUGACUGCCCUCGGUCUGAAUGGGUGGAUGAGGAGUUUGGACUUAUCAUCGACGCACUGUUCGGGUUUAGUUUCAAGCCACCGGUACGGGAGUCUUUUAUGCCAAUUAUGUCAGUUUUACAAAGUUCCAAGAUACCAAUCGUAAGCGUUGACAUUCCGAGUGGCUGGAACGUUGAGGAAGGACCUCUAGGAGAAUGCGCUAUUAGUCCAGCAUGUCUGAUUUCGUUGACGGCACCAAAGCUUUGUGCAAAACAUUUGAAAAAUGCGCGUCACUAUCUUGGAGGACGAUUCGUGCCAAAGACCUUAGAAGCAAAAUACUCUCUGGAUCUUCCUUCGUAUGAGGGCAGCAAUCUUUUUGUGGAACUCUAAU